AUGCCAGGAAAAGGAAAUGCAGUUCUAAAAGGAGACUGCAAGGGUAAAUGCCACCCGUCAACCAUUAACGAUAGUUUUGUGGAGACAAGGACACAUCAUUUCAUGGUUAAUGGAAAGCCGUUGUAUUUUAAUGGCUUUAACGCCUACUGGUUAAUGUGUAUGGCUUCUGAUCCAUCUACAAGGGUGAAGGUCACAGACGCAUUUCAAGAAUCUUCCAAGAUAGGAAUGAACCUGGUUAGGACUUGGGCUUUUAGUGAUGGUGGCAACAAACCCCUGCAAACCUCUCCCGGUUUUUACAAUGAGGACAUGUUUAAGGGAUUGGAUUUUGUGAUAUCAGAAGCGAAAAAGUAUGGGAUUCACUUGAUUCUCAGCUUGGUUAAUAACUGGGAUGAUUUUGGAGGUAAAAAACAAUAUGUUCAGUGGGCAAGGGAUCAUGGAGGACAAUACUUGAAUAGUGAUGAUGAGUUCUUUACCAACGUUGUAGUUAAAGGAUAUUAUAAGAAUCAUUUGAAGACCAUUCUUACGAGACGCAACUCAAUCACCGGGGUUGACUACAAGGAUGAUUCCACCAUCUUUGCAUGGGAGCUAAUGAACGAACCCCGCUGCCAGUCUGAUCUAUCAGGGAAAUUUCUACAGGAAUGGAUAGUAGAAAUGGCAGCCGAAAUAAAGUCCACUGAUAAGAACCAUCUUCUCGAAAUCGGACUUGAAGGGGUUCCGGGAGCUAGCGAUGAAGCUCGAGCUAAAUUUGUUGAAAAAUGGAUUAAUGCACAUAUUGAGGAUUGUGAUUCCAUCUUGAGAAAACCUUUACUGAUUGCAGAAUUUGGCAAGUCCUCUUGGUCUUCAGGUUACACCGUAGAAGCAAGGGAUGAGUACUUUGGUGGGAUAUUCAACACGGCCUAUGAAAGUGCAAGAAACCGGGGUUCGUGUUCAGGUACAACUUUUUGGCAAGUCAUGGCAGAAGGAAUGGAUAACUGGGGUGACGGGUACCAAGUUGUCUUGGACCAAAACCCCUCCACUGCUGCAAUAAUUGCCAAACAGUCUCAAAGAAUUUCAUCACUCUGCUCUUCAACCAACCUAGAGUUCUCUCCCGUUGCUGUUGAAAAAUAA
Lactuca virosa is the source of this 1107-nucleotide messenger RNA. NCBI's taxonomy places the organism in Eukaryota, Viridiplantae, Streptophyta, Magnoliopsida, Asterales, Asteraceae. The record is from the annotation of a GenBank genome assembly.